UCCUCAAGCCUCUAACAGCUCUGUGUGAAUGAAGUGGAGCUCACUCGCAGAGCAGUGCUGAGCACAGUACCCCCGUCUGCUCCUCCUUCCUCAGCAGUCCAUGUGCCCUUCACCAAACCUCAAGAAAAGCCUCAGAGCUCAUCCGCUGGCCCGGGAUUACUGACCAGCUGGCCCACACAGCCCAAAGCGGAUCUGCAGUGCCCUGAAUGAACUGCCACAGGCUUUCCAUCAGUUCUUGCGGGAGGUCGAAACGUUGACACAAGUUGUGGAUCUCGCACCCACUGUCAUGAUACCCAGUGAGCUGAGGGUGAGUCUGACUUCCCCAACGUUCCCUGAUCAGAAUUCCAGAGUGAAAAUGUCAGUCAGCAUACAUGAAAACCGGAAGUCCAGGGCCAGUACUGGCUCAAUGAACAUAUACCUGUUUCACAAGUCUUCAUAUGCAGACAAUGUCCUUACUCACCUCAACUUACUACGCCAGCAAUGUCUCUUCACAGAUGUCUUACUGCUGGCAGGAAACAGGUCCUUCCCUUGCCACCGUGCUGUCCUUGCCGCUUGCAGUCGCUACUUCGAAGCCAUGUUCAGUGGUGGACUUAAAGAGAGUCAAGCCAAUGAGGUGAAUUUUCACAGUGCCAUCCAUCCCGAGGUUCUGGAACUUCUCUUGGAUUAUGCUUACUCAUCAAGAGUCAUCAUCAAUGAAGAGAAUGCAGAGUCUCUCCUUGAAGCUGGGGAUAUGUUAGAAUUUCAGGACAUCAGAGAUGCUUGUGCAGAGUUUUUGGAGAAGAACCUUUACCCUACCAACUGCUUAGGGAUGCUGCAACUUUCCGAUGCUCAUCAGUGCACUAAGCUUUACGAACUGUCUUGGAGAAUGUGUCUUUCUAAUUUCCAAACCAUCUGUAAAACAGAAGACUUUCUCCAGCUCCCUAAAGCAAUUGUGAUACAGCUGUUGUCCCAUGAAGAGUUGGAAACCGAAGACGAGCGAAUGGUCUAUGAAUCUGCUAUGAACUGGAUAAACUAUGACCUAAACAAGAGACACUGUUAUUUAUCCGAAUUGUUGCAAACUGUACGAUUAGCUCUGCUACCUGCUAUCUAUCUCAUGGAGAAUGUAGCUAUGGAGGAACUUAUCAUCAAACAGAAAAGUAGCAAGGAGCUAGUAGAAGAAGCCAUCCGGUGCAAGCUUAAAAUAUUGCAAAAUGAUGGUGUAGUCACAAGCCUGUGCGCAAAACCCCGUAAAACUGGUCAUGCCCUGUUUCUCCUUGGUGGACAGACUUUCAUGUGCGAUAAACUUUACCUCGUAGAUCAAAAGGCAAAAGAGAUUAUACCCAAAGCCGACAUACCAAGCCCUCGAAAAGAAUUCAGUGCUUGUGCAAUUGGCUGUAAAGUCUACAUCACUGGUGGAAGAGGUUCUGAGAAUGGCGUUUCAAAAGACGUUUGGGUGUACGAUACACUCCAUGAGGAGUGGUCAAAGGCUGCUCCCAUGCUUGUAGCACGGUUUGGACACGGUUCUGCAGAACUUAAGCACUGUUUGUAUGUAGUAGGUGGACACACAGCAGCCACUGGCUGCCUUCCCGCUUCCCCUUCGGUGUCUUUAAAACAAGUGGAACAAUAUGACCCAGCAACCAACAAAUGGACCAUGGUUGCUCCUCUUCGGGAAGGUGUGAGCAAUGCAGCUGUAGUCAGUGCAAAACUCAAACUGUUUGCUUUUGGAGGGACUAGUGUAAGCCAUGAUAAAUUGCCCAAGGUUCAGUGUUAUGAUCCAUCCGAGAACAGAUGGUCAGUACCAGCCACAUGCCCUCAGCCGUGGCGAUACACAGCAGCAGCUGUUCUGGGAAAUCAGAUUUUUAUCAUGGGUGGAGAUACAGAGUUCUCAGCCUGUUCAGCUUACAAAUUUAACAGUGAAACGUAUCAGUGGACUAAGGCUGGAGAUGUGACAGCCAAAAGAAUGAGCUGUCAUGCUGUAGCAUCUGGUAAUAAACUGUUUGUUGUUGGUGGCUAUUUUGGGAUUCAGAGGUGCAAAACUCUGGACUGUUACGACCCAACCCUUGAUGUGUGGAACAGCAUAACUACAGUACCUUACUCCCUAAUCCCCACAGCAUUUGUCAGCACUUGGAAACAUCUGCCGUCUUAAAGAACAAUGGCACGAUACCGGAGCUCAGCUGUGAAGACUCUGGGCCAUCUCUUAAAUGGAGGAGAAUAGACUUUACUGGUUUGAAAGCGGUUGCCGGCAUCCUGUAAAUUUUAACAUUUUGUAGCCAAAGCUGCUGAAUCCUUUGGCACCGAAAAAAAACAAAACAAAACAAUCUGGAUCGUAAGGGAGCAAAAAACCCCCAAACUCUAUAAAUUGUGUUCUAAAUAUCAGUAUUAACUGCAUUUGAGAAGUGGAAUCUUUGACAGAUAAGAAUUGCAUGGUUUCUAACAUUGGUAGCGUUUUAAAAGGAAACAAACUCUGUGUCACAUGGAAGACAAAACUUGGAUCCAUCUGGACAGAUCUCUAUGGCAAUGACUGCCACCUAAAUGCAGAAUAACUCGUAAUGUCGGCACCGGCUGCAGGGGAAGCUUGCGGGUUCCAAACCGCAAAAUGUCACGAUGCAUCAAUUCCAACUGCAUAUCGCUUGCAAACAAAACUGCACAGACUGGGAAGGGAACACUGCAGGGUGUUUAUUUACCCUUUGGGUUCCAGAGAAAAGUCCUGCUCUAAUGCAAAGCUUUCCUCUGCCGCUCAAAAGGUCAAUCAGAGCAUACGCACACAUCAACAUUUUGUAAACCACUAUUGUAAUUUAAAAAGAAACUGUGAAAGAACAUGCUAUGUCUUACUCUCAAACCCCAUUGCCAUUUCAAUCGCCUAUUUGUAUAUUUGUACUGACCGUCUCAUUUUUAUUUUUCGUUGCAUUCCACAUUGUGUCUAUACAAUGGUCCUGUGCUGUCUGCAUGCCAAUACAAUGCGUGUCGCUGUAUUCACA
Pelobates fuscus (common spadefoot toad) is the source of this 2957-nucleotide messenger RNA. It is a transcript of the gene ENC1, whose product is annotated as ectodermal-neural cortex 1. The transcript is spliced from 3 exons. Bases 287 to 2125 code for a protein of 612 amino acids. Gene Ontology annotation, molecular function: protein binding. The record is from RefSeq and is a predicted model, not a curated record. Lineage: Eukaryota; Metazoa; Chordata; Amphibia; Anura; Pelobatidae.